GCUGUUUAUAGUUCUGUUAUUUGUGUAUUACCAACCAUAUGUAGAGCGUAUUAUGUGAGUAUUUGUACACACCUAGCUUAUGAUAAUAUCAUUCUAGAAGCCUUCGCACAACUAAAAUAGUUUUAUAAAUGGUUUAGAAUAGCUGUUAAAUUUUCUUUUCAUUUACCUACGUAUUCUAAGACGAGUAAGUCCAUGAAACUAGACGCUUAGUAUGAUAAUAUUUUAUGGUGUGCACAGGGUAUCAACCAGGUUUCUUACGAAAUGAAAGCACAAGUCUAACGAUCCUUCCUAAACCACCACGCCUCACACCUCACUUCUCGAUUUAGCACCACCACGCACGCUUGACGCCGGGGUAGCCCGAACAGCCACAUUAUCUACUGCUCUCUUUCCCUCAGGUGCAUCUCGACCCAACCUGUGUUCCACGUACACGUCAAAUUGUUUGGAAUCAUAUUUUCUCAUCGCGUGGUUUUCGUUAUCGCCUUCCUAAUUUGAUGUGAGGGGCAGAAAAUCUGCUUACGGAAGGAGUGCAAAUAUGAACUCCGAAGCUGGAAAUGCUGGUGCUAGUAGACCUGUGAGUAUUUGGCAGCGAGCGGGAAGGAAGUUCAAGUUUGUUUCGAGUAACAAGGAGGCGGAAGGACAGGGGGAAGAUGGUAAUCAUUAUUUCUACUUUUGGCUGAUGGGUGUCUGUCGGCUUCAAGGCUUGAGAUUUGAGAAUUAAGGGCUGGGAUGGUUUGUUGUGGUCUCACACUUUUCAAGCUCAUCUCGUACUUUGAUUGAUUCUGCUGAGAUUUUGAAUAUGUUUUCUCCUUCAGUUUUCAUAUGCAUGAUCCUUAUAAGCUGUUCUCUCUGGAUUUGUUAUUCUGUGUUCACUUACUGCUAACUGGCUUCUUCACCUUAUGCAUUUUUUACUUCUCAAUGUCUUGAGCUCAAACACCUAGGCUUAUACUCACUAAGAAUAUCUCAGUAGGAGAGAAAGAAGAAGACAUUGCAACAACAGCUUUAUCUGCAAAGCAAAAACGAAGAGCCCAAGUCCGGAAGGCUCAAAAGUUCGUCUUCCUCAACUCUUCUUCCCCUUUCUACACCUCAUCCUUACACUUCAUACUAAUUUUGAAUAUAGAACACAGAGAAAUAAAGGCAAACUAUGCGUAACCUAGCCACCAGACCCAUUCCAAAUCAUCCUUUACCUCGCCAGACAGAAAGACUAAUCAUCUACUCAAGUAAACAUCUAGAACAAGAUAUUAUCGACCUCCGAUCCUUAAUUGCAAAGGCAGAAGCAGAGGCUCUCCUCGCUCAACAAGAAAAUAACGCUGUCAGAAAAGCCUUGCUACAAGCCCAAAUUCCGAUCUCGCUUCCUCAACAACCAAGUCAAAACACAGGAUUAGACCAACCAUUUACAUUCAAUCCCAAAGGCCCACUAGAACCGCCUCCCCUAAACAUCAAUGCCGGAGCUAUGAAGCCCCCAUCAGGCACUCAAGAGAUGCAAUGGUUUCCUACUGAAGGGAGUAUGAAAGUUAGUACUUUCUUUGACCAAGAUUUGAGCAAGACGAUUUUGAAAGUUAGUCCAAGGGAGAAUAAACCAAAGCAGACGGAAGGAGGUCAAGGUCAGGGAACGGCAGAAUUCGACGCUUUCCCAGAGAACAUUUUGAAGGAGAUGGAAUCAGAGGGGGAAUCAAGAUCCCUGGCUACCAGCCUGCCAAUUGGGAAACAACCGCCUCCCGAAGAACGACAGCCACAAACAAGCAUAUUAGCAGAGAAGGAGAUGGACUUCCCGGCUACAGCUGUGAAUUUCAUACUCGCGUCAGUCCCUCGCUUCCCUUAAUAUUUCUCCAAACUAACACCACCCCCAGCCUCGAACACCCAUGCCGCACCCACUUCCACGCCCCAGACCCAAUCUUCUCCCCCACAACCCCAGAAACAGGACACCAACUCCUCGCCUCAACUCUCCUCUACACCUCCGCUCCACCCCGCGUUUUCCCAGCCCUCUCAGCAGCCGUCCCCGUCCCCUCCUUCACGCACCCUUCCUCCUCGCUUUCUACCCUGCAAACACUCAAGCAGAUGUCUAAUUCGCUUCCCAAGGGCGAUUGGGAGAUCACGCCUGUGCAAGCGUGGUUUAGGUUGGUAGAUAAGUAUGGGAUUAGGUUUUUGAUGGAGGAAGGGAGGAUUGAGAGGUUGAGGAGGGCGUUGGUUGGGUUGGUGGAGCGUUUUGAGUUUGGGGUUGUGAUGGUUGAGAGUGAGUUGUGGGAGGUUGUUAGGAGGUGUUUUUUGGAUGUUGCGUUGAGGGAGGAGAGGGAGGGGGUGAGGGAGUGGAUUUGAUGCACUGAGAGGGGGUGUAAUAUGGCUAUUUCGACUUGAAACUUUAGCUUAUAGGUGAUGUGUACUUUAAGAAGCCUG
Hymenoscyphus albidus is the source of this 2391-nucleotide messenger RNA. The record is from the annotation of a GenBank genome assembly. NCBI's taxonomy places the organism in Eukaryota, Fungi, Ascomycota, Leotiomycetes, Helotiales, Helotiaceae.